GCAGAACAGAGACGUGCUGGUGUGGGUGAAGACCACAUACGACCGAGUGGCCUUCCACCGCCCCACAGACGACACCUCAUUCCAGAUGCUUCCAUACAGCCAGGCAUGGCACACCAUGGCGCAUCGAGCCAUGGCCCGCCUGCCCCCCCGGUACAUUGCGGUGCACUACCGCUCCGAGUUCAUCGCCUUCCACCUCGCAUCGUGGCCAUAUUGGACAAGCUGCUGUGCGCGCAUGCCCACAUGUUCCUGGCUGGAUCCAGCACAUGUGGGGGAAGCCGCGGCUUUGAGCAGGACAUUACGCAACACAGGAGUCAAUUCAACAAGAACCUCCCGCAUAGAUGGGUCUCACGGACAGACAAGCUUCUACAGCAGUCAAACGGCAGCUCUGCAGGUGUAGG
This is a messenger RNA of Closterium sp. Naga37s-1, 398 nucleotides long. The record is from the annotation of a GenBank genome assembly. Lineage: Eukaryota; Viridiplantae; Streptophyta; Zygnematophyceae; Desmidiales; Closteriaceae.